Molecule: messenger RNA, 2555 nt
Organism: Ornithorhynchus anatinus (platypus)
Lineage: Eukaryota; Metazoa; Chordata; Mammalia; Monotremata; Ornithorhynchidae
Gene: HTR2C
Product: 5-hydroxytryptamine receptor 2C
Exons: 7
Coding region: 852-2555 (567 amino acids)
Biological process (GO): G protein-coupled receptor signaling pathway, coupled to cyclic nucleotide second messenger; chemical synaptic transmission
Cellular component (GO): plasma membrane; dendrite
Molecular function (GO): G protein-coupled serotonin receptor activity; neurotransmitter receptor activity
Source: RefSeq, a predicted model, not a curated record
UUCUCCUCCUCCUCCUCCUCCUCUCCGCCGCCGCUGCAGCCGGUGCGCUCGGUGCGGACCCUGCAGCCGGAGCGGUCGGAGCAGGCGGCCGAAGAUGCUUCCUGAGCUCUCGGGGAUCGGAUCGGCCACCGGCACCGCUGCGGUCCCGGCUGGGGGGUGAGGAGCCGGAGCAGCCGGAGCAGCCGGAGCAGCCGGAGCAGCCGGAGCAGCCGAGGAGACCCUGCGCCGCAUUCCCAGGCUCCGGCCCAGAUUGGAAGCCACCGCCUUUGUCUGGAGACGCCCCGGGCCCGGAGGCAGGCCUGCUUGAGCCUCCAGGAUGGCAGAGGAGUGACUGGGCUGGGAAUCUACCCUACUGCUGCUGCUUCUGGCUUCUUUGUGCCCAGUGCCCAGGUCGCUGACCCUGGCAGGCAAGUGACUGUGGACUUUGUGGCUCCAGCGUUUAACCCGGCUUAUCACCGCCACCACUACCACCACGAUGACACCACUGUGCACUUGUAGAAUACUUUAAUUUUACCAAAGCACCGCCACAUCUAAUUCUGUUCUCUCAACUCCCUGUGAGGAAGGGGGAGCAGGGGUCUUCUCACCAUUUUACAGAGGAGGAAACGGAGGCCCCGAGAGGAUCCCGGCCCUUACCAUGAGGUGGGUGCCCCACAACGUCUCUCCCGUCGGGUGUGCGAGCCAGCUGCUGGCAGUCUCAGAGGAAGAAGAGCAGCUACCCUGUGCCCCCCGCCAUUGGCUCUGGCCCCUAUGGGAAGCCCGGCCGUGUCCUGGCUGUGGACGGAGAAGCGUCGGCGGCGCCUCGAGGCCCUGCGUCUAGCUGGGGCCCUUGGAGCGGCAGGUGGUGGCUGGCAAUGAGCGGCCGCGGAGGCCCGGAGCCACGUCCCAGUCUGCCGACUCCUGUGUGGGCCUCAGCCGGUGCCGGCCCCAUGGCCCGGCCUGGCCCCCAUAACCUGACCCUGAACCAGAGCACGCCCUCGGCCCAGCCCCUGAAUGCCUCGGAGGGCGGGGGGCCGCCGCGGCCGGCCCUGGCCGACAAAAACUGGCCGGCCCUGCUAAUCCUCGUCGUCAUAGCCCUGACUGUCGGCGGCAACAUCCUGGUCAUCAUGGCUGUGUCACUGGAGAAGAAGCUGCAGAACGCCACCAACUACUUCCUUAUGUCCCUGGCCGUGGCCGACAUGCUGGUGGGAGUCCUGGUCAUGCCCGUGUCCCUGGUCACCGUGUUCUAUGACUACACGUGGCCCCUGCCCCAGGGGCUGUGCCCGGUAUGGAUCGCGCUGGACGUGCUGUUCUCCACGGCGUCCAUCAUGCACCUGUGCGCCAUCUCCCUGGACCGCUACGUGGCCAUCCGCAACCCCAUCGAGCACAGCCGCUUCAACUCCCGCACCAAGGCCGUCAUCAAGAUCGCCGCCGUCUGGACCAUCUCCAUCGGCGUGUCGGUGCCCAUCCCCGCCAUCGGGCUCCAGGACCGCGGCCGCGUGUUCGUCAACGGCAGCUGCGUGCUCAACGACCCCAACUUCGUCCUGGUGGGCUCCUUCGUGGCCUUCUUCAUCCCGCUGGUCAUCAUGGUGUUCACCUACUGCCUGACGGUGCAGGUCCUGCAGCGCCAGGCCACCGUGUUCCUCUACGGGGAGGCGUCCCGGGCGCCGAGGCGGGCCAGCGCCGGCUGCUUGCGGCCUGACCCCCACCCGGAGGCCGUGGCCAUGAUCCCCAACCACGACGGGGCGUCGUCGCGGGGCAGCUCACCCGGGCACCGGGAGGCCCUGUUCCGCAAGGGCACGAUGCAGUCCAUCACCAACGAGCGCCGUGCCUCCAAGGUGCUGGGCGUCGUCUUCUUCUUGUUUCUGCUCAUGUGGUGCCCCUUCUUCAUCACCAACGUCAUGUCCGUGCUCUGCCGCCGGGCCUGCGACCAGCGGCUGCUCGAGGAGCUGCUCAACGUCUUCGUCUGGGUGGGUUACGUGUGCUCCGGCGUCAACCCCCUCGUCUACACGCUCUUCAACAAGACCUACCGCCGCGCCUUCGCCAGCUACAUCCGCUGCCGCUACCACGGCGCCCGCAAGGCCGGACCGCGGCCACCCCCGGGCCCCGGCCCGGCCGGGACGGGCCCCGUCCCCAGCCCCGGCCCCGCCCCGGCCAAGGAGGACCUCGUCCCGCACGGCUGCCGCAACGGCCACGAGCUGAGCGGCGUCGGUCCGGCGGGAGGCCCGGAGAGGCCCGCUGACCGCGGCCGCGGGGAGGUCAGCGAGAGGGACCUGCUCGCCGGGCCUCGGGGGUUCGCUCUGCCCCUCAGAGAGCUGGACGGAGCGGGAGCCACGACCCCAGAGAGGCCCUGCCGGCCCCGGGCCCAGGCCCAAAGGGGUCGGCGCCUGAAGGACCCGCAGCCACCGGUGGACACGCCCCGAGCCCUGGCCGCCGCUGCCGCCCACCGAAAUCCCCCCGCUGGAGUCAGGGCACUCGCCCUCGGGGGCGUCUGCGGGACUCCUGGCCCCGGGAACACGGGGUUCCGCCCGAGGGCUCAGUGGCUGUUGGCCGAUUUCCUGCGGAACGGCUCCGUUUAA